Astyanax mexicanus (Mexican tetra) is the source of this 5826-nucleotide messenger RNA. It is a transcript of the gene fam13a, whose product is annotated as family with sequence similarity 13 member A. The record is from RefSeq and is a predicted model, not a curated record. NCBI's taxonomy places the organism in Eukaryota, Metazoa, Chordata, Actinopteri, Characiformes, Acestrorhamphidae. Gene Ontology annotation, biological process: signal transduction. The coding region runs from base 192 to 3428 and encodes 1078 amino acids. The transcript is spliced from 26 exons.
AGACUUCCGCACUGGGUCUGGACUGGGACUGGAGGAGCGAUGGACUGAACAUACUGGACUCGUUUUGGAGGCUUUAUUAUUACUGUGGAAUGUGUUGGAGAGCUGUGUGAGGAGGGUGAGGGGCUGAGGACUCAUCACUGGUUCUUUAAAGACUGAAGAAUCUCUCUGGGAGGAGGAGGAGGAGGAGGAGAAUGGGGGCAGGAGCACUCACCAUCUGUCACAACAAGGCAGCGGUGCAGAUCCGGGAGGACAUGAAGAAGAUGGUGCAGCUGCCCAUACUGAAGCCCUGGCCGGAUUCUGCAGCCACUACAGUCGUUAGAGGUCAGAGGGUGUUUGGUGUGUCCCUGCUGGAGACGAGAGAGCUCGGCUUGGUGAAGGAUGGAGUUCCUGUGGUGGUGAGGAAGAUGGUGGAGUAUCUGAGACAGCAUGGGCUGCAGCAGGAAGGCCUGUUCCGUGUGAGUGGGAGCGUCCGUGCGGUGGACAGUCUGAAACAGAAGCUGGACAGUGGGGAGGAUCUGGACCUUCAGAAGGAUGCUGAGGUCUGCACUGUGGCCAGUCUGCUGAAACUGUACCUGAGAGAGCUGCCCGAAGGCCUGGUCCACUCCUCCAUCCACAGAUCUCUCAUUCAGCUUCAUAACGAAUCCAGUGAAGAUGGCUUCUGUAAGGAUGCACGUGAGCUCCUGCUGCGAUUGCCGGACAUUCACUACAGCGUCCUGCGCUACCUGUGUCAUUUCCUCACCCAGGUGGAAGAGCAUCAGCAGCACAAUCGCAUGACUGCCCUCAACCUGGCAACUGUGUUCGGGCCAAAUGUUUUCCAUGUGUCCACAGGGUUUGAUGGCAUACAGGAGCAAAGCAUCUGUAAUAAGAUCAUGGCCAAGCUCAUUCAGAACUACACGUCUACUUUUGAGCCGGAUAGUGAAGAGGUGCCGCCCAUGAGCCCGGCUGCUAAUAUCAUCAUGGUUAAAGAGGCCCGCAUGGAUACGGCACAUGAAGAGAUGUCAUUAUGCUCUCCUGUUCCGAAAACACAUGUUCCUGUUCCCAGAAAGAAGAAGGCCAUGCGGAGCGGUGAAGGGGAAGGGAAGGACUCACCAAGAGAAAAAGAGCUGAACCUGGAGAACCCUGCAGCUACGCCGAGAAAAAGAAAGGUGAAGAAGGCAAGGGCUAAGGAAAUGCCCAGGUCAGUUCCUCAGUCAGGACUUACCCACUCCAGGCCUUUACCCCAACCCCCGCAGCGGAGCUCCAGCCCUGAGGUCCAUCCUCCAGUCCGAACCCAGGAGAAGAGCAUCAGCCAUCAGCCUGAGAGCAUGGACCUGACCCCAUGUGAUGCCAGCCCCGCCAGGAGCGUAGACACUGUGAACAGCUCCCAGGAGGACGAGAGGCCCAUAUCCCCUUUCUAUGUGAGCUCUCAGCUCUCUCCUGGUCACUGCAGGCCUGACUUAGCACAAUAUCUGGAGAAGACGAUCCGCUCGGCGGUGGAGCAGCAUCUCUUUGAUGUUCCCAUGCAGGCGGGUCAGGGUUCACCACAGGACUCUGAGUCAGCUGGUCAUUCCUCGUCUCCUGUGACGACGGCUCGACAGAGGAGGCGACAGCAGCGAGAGCAAGAGGACAAUCGUGAGAAAUGCAGGGAUGACAUCGAUAAGGAGAACAUCCCGUCCUGUGGUCUGAGUGCUAGCUUUAGCGGUUGCUUUAGCGUUAGCUCCAGCGAGGAGGAAGAAAGGAGAUUGUGUAGUGCUCAGGAGGGCCCCAGAACCAGGAAGCCCAAACACAACCCUACCCUUACUGAGCUGACCCACAACCAGGACCCUGCAUCCACUUUUCAGCCUCACAGAUCAUCCAGACCACAGGACAGACACCUGUCAGACAGCAUGGACUUCACAGAUAACAGGGACGACCAGAAGACGCAUGACUCAGCUCAUCCUCAGACCCCCACCAUGAAGAUCCAGGAGGCUCUCAGCGGCCCGGACCCUUCGGACGGCUGCGAGGACGUCCCUCGCCUGGACCUGUCCACUCUUACGGAGGACAGCAACUGGGGAGAUUCACCCUUCUUUAGUGCCUCUUUCCUUGAUUUCAAAAGCAUUUUCCAGCAGAGUUACUAUGAGGAACCAGUACCAGCCUACUCGUCAUGGCAGAGGGAGAGUAUGGACCGUGAGGAAGCUCGGCUCUCGCCCCACGCCGGGGGUAGACUGAUCCAGCAGCUGCUGGAAGAAGAUUCGGAUCCAAUGCUCUCCCCUCGCUUCUACGCCUAUGGCAAAUCCCAACAGUACCUGGAGGACACGGAGGUUCCCCCAUCUCCACCCAACGCACAUUCUUUCAUCAGCCGGCGGAGGAGUUCUUCACUGGGUUCCUGUGACGAUGACCGCGAGGAGCUCACCUCCGCCCAGCUGUCGAAAAAGAUCCACAACCUCAAGAGGAAGAUCCGCAAGUACGAGGAGAAGUUCGAGGAUGAACGCAAAUACAGGCCCUCACACAGUGACAAAGCUGCCAACCCCGAGGUCCUGAGGUGGAUGAAUGAACUGGCCAAGCUGCGCAAAGACCUAAAAGAACACAAACUGAUGAAGUCAGAGGAGGACCUGAGCCCUCUGCCCAGGCAGCGCAGCAACACACUGCCCAAGAGUUUCGGAUCGCAGCUGGAGAAGAAAGCCCCCGAGGCCAAAGCCCCCAAGCCCCCUGUGGAAAGCACACUGGAGUCAGUGAUGAGCAAACUGCAGGAGAAACGCUCAGAGGUGGGACGGCCUGAAGACAUCAAGGAUAUGACCCGGGAACAGAUUGCUUCAGAGAAAGUCGCUCUACAGAAAGCCCUGCUGUAUUACGAGAGCAUCCACGGGAGACCGGUCACCAAGACUGAGAGGCAGAUCAUGAAGCCGCUCUAUGACAGAUAUCGUCUAGUCAAACAAAUCCUCUGCAGAGUGUCCACCAUCCCCGUCAUUCAGGGCUCUCCCUCCAGCAAGCGCAGAGGCCCUCAGCUGCAGCCCAUAAUCGAAGGGGUUCCUGCUCUCUUCUUCGACCACAACAAGGAGGAAGAGGAUGGUUCAGAUGAAGAUGACAACAGGUCGCAGUUGACGGAGCGUCCGGAGCUGAGCAUGCUGGGAUUUCUGGACCACCUGGAUGAUGAGGUGGAUGGUUUUAUCUCACCGGUGGACGAGCUGUCGCCCUCAAAGAACACCAACGACAUGAGGCUGUCCAACCUGCACGCCGCCACCAUGCAGGAACUGGUGGAGCAGCUCCAGGAAGCUCGCGAGGAGAAGAAGCGCAUUCGCAAGAACCUGCGAGAGUUCGAGGAUCAGUUCUUCAGACAGAACGGCAGAAACGUGCAGAAGGAGGAUCGCUCGCCCCUGGCUGUGGAAUAUAACGAGUAUAAGCACCUUAAAGCUAAACUCAGACUGCUGGAAGUUCUCAUCAGCAAAAGAGACGCCUCUAAAUUCAUCUAACGCUUCCACAGACGCUCCCACAGCAGCCGCACGAGGACAACCCACCAGACAGUGUUAAUGAAGCUACCCAGCUCGUACUGAGAAUCCCGCCUGUCCCAUCAAAGGCCAUCUGUGGCUUACAGACACUUUCAGCUGAAGACCAGGCCAAAACAUGGCUGCUUCAUCCCCCCAUCACUCUCUCACUCUCUCACUUUCUCAGAGAGUGAUACCAGAGCUCCAUCCCUUUCUUUCUACUGAACUCAACUCACUGCCAGACCUACAGCUCACUACAGCUCCGACAAGUGGACUUACAACCAAAACGUCCAAUCAGCACCCAGAGAACGCUACUAACCCCGCCCACACCUUUCUAAUCUGAUGUAUCAUAAACAGUGAUUUAUAUUUAUUUCAUAGAUCCUUUUUUUUAUUAUUCUGGUUUUAUUUCAACAGAACCAGAAGAGAAGAGAUUCUGAGUCGUGGUGUGUAAUCAGAGAGGGCUGUAAAUGUUUAGUAACAAAACUGGGAAUAUGAAUUCAAGUCUUUCAAGUCUUAAUUUCUGUUGGGUUUUUUAUGAUAUUUGAAGUUGAUUUACUGCUAUUUAUCAGUGUAAAGGAUUUUGUAUCUUAAACAGAGAACGGAGGAGAAUGUUGAGAGAGGAUUGUGGAAGGAACGCUCUGUACAGAACUCCUCUGUUUCUUUAUACACUUACGGUACGAGUCCACUUUAAUCCAAGAGCAUUUUUACUCUCCGUAUGUGAGGUGUAACUUUAACAUUCUGCAAAUUCUUCUUUAAAAAAAGGUUUAAAUUUUUUUAGCUGCAAUGCAGUUUAUUCUGACUGAAAUUCUAAGUUAACUAUAUAUAUUUUAAUAGUAAUAACAACAACAUCGAUGCUACUAAAUCUAUAAGAUCAUUCUGACUAGUCCUAUUCGGCAGGAUGAUACUUUUUUUUUGCAUUUUUGGAUCUUUUGCAUCUUUUUUUGAAUAGAAGAAGUGAUAAUCAUAUUUUCACGUUUAACAUUUUUUUUUAAUAAAAAAAAAAUACCAUUCUAAUUAUUAUUAUUCUGGAAAUUCAGAAACCGCUGCUAUCAGCUAUAUAUCUAUAGCUUGUCCAUCAGGUUUGAAAGGCCUCUGUUCUGUGUGCAGUGCUCAUAUGUGAGUGAUUCAUCAGCUUAGAGCUUACUCUAAGAUCCAGCAAAAAAAAAAAAAAAAAAAAUGUUUUUUUUUUUUGGAUGAUAUCUUGUCCUUAGAAUAAUUAAUUAAUAGCAAAAACUAUCAUAUUAUUAUUUUAAGAACAGUUUAUACUACUAAUACACUGACAAUACAAUGCCAUAAUAAGGCAGUUACACAUUACUUUUAGUCAAAAUAAUAAAGAAAAUUAGAUUUUUUACACAUUUUGACAUAUAAAAAUGUUGAAAUAUCCUAAAUGAAUAAAGUGUAGGAUGAAUUGUGGGAAAUGUAAAGUUUUAAGUGGACACGUACCGUAACGCGUACUGCGUGCGAGAGCAUCAGGAGGAGCUUUCCCAUUUCAUUAUGACUGGUGCCAUAUUUCACGCACAACCUGUGGUUAUUAAUGAAAUAUUAAUAAUAGGUGUAGAGUUGAGAGUUUUGCUGUAGAUAUAUUUUUCUACGUUCUAUAGAUCUGCUGUAGUUCAUUCUCUAGUGAGUUGCUGUUGAAUCUGAUUGCAAGCAGAGUAGCCAAAGUUUAUUUUUUCUUUUUUUUUUUGUUAGCUAAAAACUGUGUAAGUGUGUGUGUGAGUGUGUGAAUGUGUGUGUGAGUGUGUGCAUGUGUUGAGAGCAGGCCAUUUUCUUCCAGACAAAAAAAUAUAUAUAUCUUAAUCCAAAAUACCAGCAAAAUCUAACAUUUGCAUCAAUUAAGGUUUUUAAUAUAUAUUUUAUUUAAAUUCUCAGUUUUUGGUUAUGUGUGUGGUCCUGUAUAGAUAAGCUGCACAGUCUCUAACAGAUUGCUGGUUGAUGAUGUUUUUGUAAAGUCACUGUGUGACAGUGACCCACGGGCCAAUCAAACCCCAGCACACUGGCUGCCCUUUCUUAUAUUGCAGAGCGAUAGUUUAUAUGAAGAGACUGGGGGCUGUCUGUUCUAUUUCCUUGUUUGUGAUUGGUUAAUAUAUAUAUAUAUAUAUAUAUAUAUAUAUAUAUAUAUAUAUAUAUAUAUAUCCUGAUUUAUAUUCACACCAACACUCUUACAGAAGUAAAGGGGCUUUUAUUUUGUAAGGGUGGAGCGAGUGAGUGCAUUAGCCUCUCCUUAGUCUUCUCCAAAAUGGAUACUUGCAGUGUGACCUUCGUUUUAUUGAACGCGAGCACUGGUGGUUUAUAUAAUGAAUAUGGGUGUGUACAUUUUAGUACAUGAUUUUAUUUGUAUUUUGUAUAUAUGAUAUAUGAUAAAGUGGAACCUAUUUUUACUGAA